Messenger RNA from Trichoderma harzianum CBS 226.95, 608 nucleotides. RefSeq lists its product as hypothetical. Lineage: Eukaryota; Fungi; Ascomycota; Sordariomycetes; Hypocreales; Hypocreaceae. The record is from RefSeq and is a predicted model, not a curated record. The transcript is spliced from 2 exons. The coding region runs from base 43 to 420 and encodes 125 amino acids.
CGUUUGUGUGCUUGCGCCGAGGCUUUGAUACCCUGUUUUCAGAUGUCGAGUUUUUAUAUCCUGGAUGGUGCUCAAGCAUCGCUUAGCAAGUGGUGGCAACUUGGGCUUCUGUUUCAUUUUUGUUUCAUUUUUAUUUUAUCUAUCUUGUGUUGCUUUGCUUGUCUGUUUAUUUCGUGUAUGCAGUGGCUGUGUCUUAUGAACACACACAACAACACGGCACAGUCACAGUCACAAUUGCACAUUCUCUCUCUCUACAGGAUCAGGACACAAUAUGGGGCACAUCUUCGUGAUCUCCUCUGCUUGACCGCAGCUGCAGGUAAAUCUCUCUUCAUCACAAAGACCCCCACACACAAUGUCUUACUUUUUUUUUCUCUCUCUUUUCUCACCCAACCCGGCCGCACUAGCAUCUGCCCAAACUAGACGACCGUCAUCUCGGUGUGCAGUAGGAAAGAAAAAGAAGAUGCAAAAGAAGUGGAAACUUGCAGACUGGACCCUCCUCCCAGUCAGCUGGAUGUGAGUUCCAUUUGUAUUAUUCAUCGGCUUCGGCCAAAGCGGGUGCUUCCGCUAGCUAUCUGGAUUAGCACAAGUUAUGCAAUGGGCUCCGAAGA